Molecule: messenger RNA, 1587 nt
Organism: Neocloeon triangulifer
Lineage: Eukaryota; Metazoa; Arthropoda; Insecta; Ephemeroptera; Baetidae
Exons: 6
Coding region: 89-1036 (315 amino acids)
Biological process (GO): regulation of microtubule polymerization or depolymerization
Source: RefSeq, a predicted model, not a curated record
GCACGUUAGCCGCGCCAAGGGUCACUUCGGUUCGAGAAAACACGCUUGCGACGAAUAUUCAACACGCCACUUAGCUUGACAUUUGACGAUGGGUUGUGUGGAGAGCAGUCGCCGUGUGAAGGAGAUCCGCGUCGUUCAGCAGGGCGCGAAUAAACCCGACUUCAGGCGCGGCAGCAAAGGUAUCCUCUCAGGGUGCCGACCUCCUCGCACACCCCUACCAAACAUGGUUGACUCAGGGUUUGAAGACGAACUCACAGCAAUUGCUACAAUCGAUCUUGGGGAAUCCUUCGAUUCAAGGCAUUCAUACGGAGGAGCGGUUCGACCCUCAGGGUUGUCUCCUGAUUCAGGAAUUUUCGAGCUCAUUGGAAAUGAUUACUCUGGCGUUGUAACAGAAUUUGACACUGUUCCAAGAAUGGAAGACGAAUUCAGACUGCCCAGAAUCAAUACAGAACUUUUAAAUGGAAGCGCGUGUCCCCCAAGGGUUAGUGCCCUGAGAAAGGAAGAGGCUGCCAUUCUAAACCGCUUGCAUCAGGAAGGCCUCAUCACACGACCAAAGGCAACAACCUCAGGCGGCCUAAGCUACGAUUUGGUGACCAAGUGCGAGGACUCUAUGAACUUAGGACCGGGGGCUCGUCUGCCGCCGAUCAAACUGAAAAAGCUCGAGAAACGUCGCUCACGCCACCGGGUCAAAACUCCUUUGAACGAGGAACAGUUUUACAAAAAGCUCCAAAAGGCCGAGGAGCGCAGAAAAGAGGUCGAAAUGGAAAGAACGAGACGAAUCAGCGAGCGAAUUGCGUCGGCAAAGCCGCUAGGCCUGCAGAAGCUGGAAAACUUGGCCAAAUUGCAGAAAAAUAUGGAGAAAUUUGAGAUCACGUUGGAGAACAGGGCAACCUAUCUUCAGAACAUGCGCGACCGACUAAAAGAGCACAACCAGAAGGCGGCGGGGGUUCGCAUGAAGAAGGCCAGAACGCAGUUGGACUUCAACAGCACCCAUGGCGGACUUGAGGACGUUUUAAGAGUCCACGGCGAAUUUUAAUUCUCAACAGCUUUUUAAGAUUCAAUAAUCGAUUCAUUGAAAAACAGACGUAGAGAAAAAAAUAAUUUCAGUUUGGAAAAAGCUGAAAUAAGAAUUUAGAUAUUUUUCUAUAAGCUUGCUAUGCUAAGGAUUAAAAAAUAGAUACUUCUAAAAACUGCGAUCUUUUUAAACCCUCAAAAAAUGUUUUUGCAGUUGAGGUGGUUUUAUUACUGGUCAUUUAAGCGUUUACCUUUUGACAUUCAUUUGUAUAUAAUUCUUCAUAAAAAUAAACUCAACGUUGUGUAUUACAGUCAUCUUAAAACAUGAUUUUGAUUUCAUGCAACCACCACCUACAAAAUUAUGUUUCUUUUUUUAAAUUCCCAUGUUCAUACAUUAUUUUACAACUGUGCUUUGGCACUCUAGUAAGAAAUUAAUUGCAUUCUUAUCUGCUAUGGCACUAGUGCAUCAUAUAAGUUGGAAUGAUUCUUAGAAAAGUCCUUCAAUUUCCUCCGUCUCGACGUCAAUGUCCAUGUCGUAAAUGCUUGGUCGUGUUGUUAGGCCAGGCAUUCUUG